CAACAACCUCUCUACUCGACAAACAACGAACCCAACAUGGUACGACAUAAGAAGGACGGAUUCUCAUCACGAGGAGGAAAGAAAUACAGCAACCCACCAAGACCAAGAGGACCGCGAAACGAUGGCGAAGAUGGUGAACACCCCGCAUCUCGCCCCGCCUACAAAGCUGCAUGCUGGGAUUUAGGCCACUGCGAUCCCAAACGUUGCUCAGGCAAGAAACUCAUGAAAAUAGGUCUCAUGCGCGAGCUGCAUAUUGGGCAGAAGCACUCCGGCGUGAUCAUCAGUCCAAAUGCGAAACGCACUAUUUCUCCUGCCGACCGAGAGUUGAUGGAGCAAUUUGGAGCUGCGGUGGUGGAAUGCUCAUGGGCCAGAGUGAAGGAGGUACCAUGGCCGAAGAUUGGUGGGAAAUGCGAAAGAUUAUUGCCCUAUCUAGUGGCUGCGAAUAGUGUCAAUUACGGAAAGCCUUGGAGGUUAAAUUGUGUGGAAGCGCUUGGCGCAGCGUUUUAUAUCUGCGGACAUCCGGAAUGGGCAGAGGAGGUUCUUUCACAUUUCCCUUACGGCCAAGCAUUCCUGGACAUCAACUCUUCGAUUUUGAAACGUUAUGCUGCGUGUAAAGACGAGGCAGAUAUCAAGAAGACAGAGGAGGCUUGGAUGGCAAGGUUAGAGAGGGAGUACGCAGACAGCAGGGCAGAUGGAGAGCAUGGUCUAGACACAGACAUGUGGAAGGGGGGAAAUACAAAUCACAGAGCGCCUGUUAGCUCGGAUGACGAAGACGAAGAUGAAGAUGAGGAGUCAGAAGGGGAAAGUGGAGAGGAAGUUGAUGGGAUAUAUCUAGGCAAGAAACCGCCAAAGGUGGAAGAAGAGCCAAAAGAGGAGAAGGAUCCAUUUGAUAUAUCAGACGAUGAGGAUGAUGAGGAGGAGAUGGCGGAAUUGCGACGAAGAGUCCUCGCAUCUAAACCAUUUACAAAUCCAAAAGCCCCGGAUCGGGAGAAAUCCUUAGAAAGGAUAUCCAGACCAGUUCUCCUGAAGGAAGAUUCGGAUAUCGAGCCCGAUUCCGACAAUGGAGAUGACGACGAGUUUGAUAACAUCAUCGAUGCUACCCCUGUCACGGAUAGGAUAGGUAUCCAAGCCAGGCAAAAGGCCAAAGCUUCGGAACCUAUCGCCAGCGCCACAUUCUCUAGGGCAUUGGUUGGAGCACCCAAGAAGUGGUAGCGAAUCAAGAUCAUUGUGUACCUAUGCC
This is a messenger RNA of Amorphotheca resinae ATCC 22711, 1240 nucleotides long. RefSeq lists its product as hypothetical. Lineage: Eukaryota; Fungi; Ascomycota; Leotiomycetes; Helotiales; Amorphothecaceae. The transcript has a single exon. Gene Ontology annotation, biological process: maturation of SSU-rRNA. The coding region runs from base 37 to 1212 and encodes 391 amino acids. Gene Ontology annotation, molecular function: rRNA small subunit aminocarboxypropyltransferase activity. The record is from RefSeq and is a predicted model, not a curated record.